AUGAAUCGGAGAGUUCCUGUAUCUCUGCUGCUCUGGAGUGGCUUUGUUUUGCUCAUCCAGUACUGUGGGGGUCAAGUCUUAAACUGCACGUGUGACCAAGGCCAUGGGAAGUGCGACGAAAAUGGCGAAUGCAGGUGUGACCCGGGUUGGGGGGGACUUCGAUGUGACGACUGUGUCAGAAUGCCAGGCUGCGUCCACGGCUCUUGCCACCAACCAUGGCAGUGUACCUGCGAGCCCGGGUGGGCGGGGCGUUUCUGCGACAAAGAUAUCGAUGUAUGUGAAAAGGAGCAGCCAUGUCAAAAUGGGGCCACUUGCUCCAUUAAUGAAGCAGGCGAGUACAACUGUCUCUGCCCUGACAAUUUCCAUGGGAAGCACUGUGAGUUUAAGACUGGUCCGUGCCAUAAGACAAGGUCCCCUUGUAAGAAUGGUGGGCUGUGUGAGGACCAAGGUGGCUACGCGUUACAGCUAUCCUGUCGCUGCCUGGCAGGCUUCACCGGGCCACGCUGUGAAACAAACAUGGAUGACUGCCUGAUGCGGCCCUGUGCCAACGGUGCCACCUGUCUAGAUGGCAUCAAUCGCUUCUCUUGCUUGUGCCCCGCAGGUUUCACGGGACGAUUCUGCACCAUAAAUCUGGACGACUGUGCCAGCCAACCCUGCCUAAACAGAGGCCGCUGCAUAGAUCGAGUCAACAGUUUCCACUGCGUUUGUCCCCCGGGCUUCACUGGAACCACCUGCGAGGUCCCGUUUUUCGGAAGGUCACGUGAAACCCAGGCUCCCAGUAGGGGCACCUAUACCGGGGCCGGCGAAGGGAGAGGAGGGGCAUGGGUCACCCAGACCAGACCUAGUCCAUCCACCCAUUUGAACCUCUCUCACGAGGCCACAGCCAGUGGGAGCGAAGGCCGUCUGCUGAAGAUUUCAGUGAAGGAGGUGGUGACACAGAAAGGGACAGGGGGACUGACAGAGGAACAGUUCAUCACCCUGCUGGUGCUGGGGGGCAUGACCCUGGUCGUGGUGGCGCUGACGGUCGGCCUGGUGUUGCGGGGGCAGCUUAAGGACCGCUGCGGGCACUGUCGCUGCCGCUCGCCCUCGUCGCACUUGAACGAAACCCGCCACCGCCAGCAGCCGCGGAGCCACCUGGCGCCUGCCGAGCAGGAGUGCAAAAUCAGCUUCCUGCAAACCCCCGUGGCGCCCGAGCUGGAGAAGAAGAAGCUCAACACAGACGUCAUCUAG
Molecule: messenger RNA, 1230 nt
Organism: Chanos chanos (milkfish)
Lineage: Eukaryota; Metazoa; Chordata; Actinopteri; Gonorynchiformes; Chanidae
Gene: dlk2
Product: delta-like 2 homolog (Drosophila)
Exons: 5
Coding region: 1-1230 (409 amino acids)
Biological process (GO): Notch signaling pathway; axon guidance
Cellular component (GO): plasma membrane; cell surface; signaling receptor complex
Molecular function (GO): calcium ion binding
Source: RefSeq, a predicted model, not a curated record